AGAAAUCUUCACUUUUCCUUGUUAUGUCAACUUUAAGGCUAGGUUCCCAUCUGUGCGGGUGGUGCCGCUGCGGAUCCGCACGAAAAUCCGUGCAGCCGCACCACCCGCACAGACGAAUGCGGAUCCACGGGCGGGUGCCAUUAGUUCUAAUGGCACGCCACCCGCACUGGAAAACGCAACUAUACUGGGAACCGAGGUUCCCAUGCGGGUUGAAUUUUCCAAAGAAGUGCAGGGACUUCUUCCCUGUGUGGCACGAUAGUCCAUUUAAAUGAAUGGGCUCUCGUGCCUGCGCAAAAUGUGGCCCGCAUGGCCGCAUA
Messenger RNA from Staurois parvus, 317 nucleotides. The record is from the annotation of a GenBank genome assembly. NCBI's taxonomy places the organism in Eukaryota, Metazoa, Chordata, Amphibia, Anura, Ranidae.